AUGUCAUUAUUGUGGGUGCCCUGUAGACUGAGAAAAAAGCAUCCUUUAAGUAAUGAAAACAGAUUGUCAGAAGCUACAGCGGGUGCAGUCGAAGCUGACGGUCAAGAGGCACCGGUCUCUCGUCUGCUCCAUUUAUUUUUAUUUGCAACUUCCUGCGUAAAGGAUUGCCGCGAUUCUAUUCGGUGGAAGUUUGUUUGUGGUGAACAGCAAAAUUCGUUCUUUACGAUGACCAAGAUUCCCACAGCAUUUCUCAAGCAGUUAUGGCUGACCUUCGGCGCCUCUCUGGCUUUCCUUAUCAUCGGUCUCGUCAGGGGAUAUUCCGCUUCCGCCAUUCCUUCUAUAGAAAGUUUGGAUUCUUCCUUAAUACAGAAUAGUGAACAAAAGUCAUGGAUCGGUGCAAUUCCUCCGCUAGGGGCAUUUAUGGGCAGCAUAUGUUCUGGCCCUCUUAUGCAACGUGCAGGAAGAAAGCGUACUCUACAGUUGACUGCACCGCUGUGGGCCGCCAGCUGGCUCAUACUCGGCUUCGCACCUAACUUCUCUCUCAUUUUGUUUGGCAGAAUAAUGUCAGGACUUUGUGUUGGCUUCGUUUUAGCACCGGCACAAGUUUAUGUGAGUGAGUGUUGUGAUCCAGAAAUCCGCGGUCGUUUGGGUUCUCUACCUACAUUAUCCAUGUCGAUGGGUAUUCUGAUCUCUUAUGUGGGCGGUAGCUGGCUGUAUUGGAGACACUUAGCGUUUUUGUCUGCUACAUUUUGUGCGGCUUUAUUUUUUGUUCUUCUCCCGUUGCCUGAGUCGCCAGUAUGGCUGAACGCUCGAGGACUCGACAAUACAUCUGCGGUGAAAUGGUUGCAACUCUCUCAACACGCAAUCGCUACUGUUAAAGAAGACCAUCAAGAACACAACGAAAAGGUGGAGGAGCCAAAGAGUCUUUUCACGCGUGAAGUAUUUUUGUCAUCAGCCGUUAUAAAACCUUUGAUUGUGGGCUUCGCGUUGCUGUUCUUUCAACAAUUCAGCGGUAUAGAUGCUGUCAUCUUUUUUACAGUGGAAAUAUUUCAAAGUGCAGAGUCCACUCUUGAUGCAAUGGCAGCGACGAUUAUAGUGGGAGCAGUGCAGCUGUUUAGUAACGGCGUGAGCACUAUGUUGGUUGACCGCGCGGGGCGACGACCCCUUCUCCUACUAUCAGCAGUCACGAUGUGCGGCUCCAUGCUAGGGAUGGGCGCAGCAUUCUACUUCAAAUUUGAAAACGAGUCUAUCCUAGGAUACCUUCCAAUUGUAAGUUUAGUCAUCUUCAUGUUGGGCUUCUCACUUGGUUUCGGGGGACUGCCUUUCCUAUUACUCGGCGAACUGUUCCCUGCGCACCACCGCUCGCAACUGUCUGCUAUGGCUAGUGCAGUGAACUUGCUGUCUAUGUUCACGGUCAUUAAGUCCUAUCAUGCUUUGGAGCAUGUGUUGACAUCAGCGGGGACUUUUUGGAUGUAUGCCUGUUUCUGCGCUAUAGCAUUCUUUUUCGUUUUGUUUAUGGUUCCCGAGACAAAGGGAAAAUCACUGGCCGAAAUAGAACAACAUUUCAGAGGAAAGAAAAAGAGAAAUGAAAUGGACUUAAAAUCAGUUCAAACAAAAUUU
Molecule: messenger RNA, 1620 nt
Organism: Brenthis ino (lesser marbled fritillary)
Lineage: Eukaryota; Metazoa; Arthropoda; Insecta; Lepidoptera; Nymphalidae
Source: the annotation of a GenBank genome assembly